Messenger RNA from Penicillium verhagenii, 678 nucleotides. RefSeq names its product ankyrin repeat domain-containing protein. Gene Ontology annotation, molecular function: protein binding. The coding region runs from base 1 to 678 and encodes 225 amino acids. The record is from RefSeq and is a predicted model, not a curated record. The transcript has a single exon. NCBI's taxonomy places the organism in Eukaryota, Fungi, Ascomycota, Eurotiomycetes, Eurotiales, Aspergillaceae.
AUGCCACCCGCUUCAUCCUACCAUGGCCCGGCACUGCGUCAAGAAAGGCAACGAUUCCUAAAACCUGACUCGCUCCAAAAGUACCUCUGCAGGUGCACUGCGGAUAUCAACAAUAUUCAUGGAAGACACACGCCCUUAAUGCUUGCCGUCCAAGCGAAGGAUCACAAGGCUGUCGAUCUCCUGUUGGAGUGUGAUGAUCUUCGUCCGUCUUUAAGCAAUUAUUAUGGUCAGACUGCUCUGUCGAUGGCCAUCACACAAGGCAGUGUCUCGAUCGUCCAGCAGCUGCUCCGCCGGGGAGAUGUUGAGUUCUACAGCGAAGAUCCGAAAGUCCAGCAACCCCUCCUGGUGGCUCUAGAAUACCGACAGCGUGAAAUUUUGGAAAUGCUAUUGCGAGAUUCUCGGGCCAAGAUCAAUAGGAAGGAUCCCCGCGGCCAAACAAUCCUGCAUCUGGCUGUGAUCUACGGAGACCUUCGCGCCGUUGCGAGCCUUGCGAGAGAGGAGCUGGUUGAUGUCGAUUGUCCCGAUCUUCUAGGGGAGUCGCCCCUCAUGUUGGCUGCGAAGCUCCAUGCCUGCGAUCAGCCCAACAACGUCAAGAUUCACAAUUGUCUGCUCUCGCGAUCCAAAGUCAGGGUAAAUCAGCGAGAUCAAGGGAUCCAUCUGUCCUUUCACAUGCCGUGA